AUGGAUGACCAAAGCUCUGGAUCGGUCAGAAUCGAGAAGCUGACCGCAUCUAACUUUUACAUCUGGAAGCAGAAAAUCCAGCUACUGCUUGCUCUCCGAGAUGUCGAUCAAUACGUUUUUGAUGAUAUCCCUGAGAAUGCGACGUCAGAUGACCGGAGAAAAUGGAUCCGUGGUGACGCAAAAGCAAAGGCAGUCAUCGGACUCACGCUGUCUGAUGACUACUUGCAACAUGUGCGAGGGUGUAGCAGUGCGAAAGAGACAUGGGAAGCAAUUCUGAAUGUGUUUGAGCGUCAUACUUUGCUCAACAAACUUGCCGCCCGUCGCGACUUUUACACUGUAUCCAUGCUCCCAUCCGAGAAAGUGCUCGUGUUCAUCAAUCGUGUGAAGCAACUUGCUGCCAGAUUGCAGUCAAUGAGUGUUGAGAUUGACGAUAAAGAAAUUGCAAUGGCUGUGUUGAAUGGCUUGCCUCCACGAUUCGAUAACUUGAUUGUUGCUCUUGACGCACUUGGCAAUGAAGAUAAAGUGUUUGGACUCGAGUUUGUGAAGAGUCGUCUGCUGCAAGAAGAACAACGAGAGAGCAUGAAGACCGCUUCUGCUUCAUCACCACAUGCACCUGCACUUGUCAAUCGUAUGCCUAUUCGACGCGAUAUGAAAUGUACGAAUUGCAAUAGACAUGGGCAUACUGCAGGGCGUUGCUGGGGCAAGGACCCAAGUGCAUUCGUUUCUCGAGAUGACAAUUCUACUGCUGCCUUUGCGGAGAGUGACUUUACUUGCUUGCUUUCGACUUCCACUCCAGAAAAGAGGGCUGCAAACGCAAGGUCAUGGCUUGUCGAUUCCGGUUGCAGCGCUCACAUUACGUUUGAUCGCUCUUUGUUCGUUACGUAUGAACAGAUGCAAUCUGGAUCAGUCGAGAUGGGCACGAAGGCUAGAGCUAAUGUCGCUGGGCGCGGAGAGGUCGAAUUCAUGUUGAACGUCAACGGUAGUCCCCAUCCUUGCAAAUUGUCAAACGUUUUGCAUGUCCCUGAUUUCGGAUAUUCGCUACUGUCUGUUAGCCAAAUGGUUUCGAAGGGUUUGCAAGUGUCAUUUGAAAAUGAGAAAUGCCGCGUUACUGCAGGACCAACUGUAGUUGCCACAGCGAGUCAAGUUGGGGAUUUGUACAUACUUGACGUCAUGAAUGAAACCUUUUCUGCUCACGUAGUUACCCUGCAGACGCUACAUGAACGCAUGGCCCAUGUUAAUGUACAAGGAAUCGCAUCAAUGAUUCACAAUAAUGUGGUAAAUGGCAUCAACUCUGACAAUCACUCUCCCAUUUGUCCUGCGUGUGUGUUCGGCAAAGCAACGCGAUCAGUAAUCCCGAAACAGCGAUCAUCGUCUCGAGCACAGAACUGUCUUGACUUGGUACAUUCUGACGUUUGCGGUCCGCUCGAAGUACAGUCCAUUGGUGGUUCCAGAUACUUCAUUACAUUUGUAGAUGAUCACUCGAACUGGGUAGUUGUGUACACGAUGAGAAAUAAAUCUGAGGCGUUUGCAAAAUACAAGUUGUAUGAAAAGUUGGCUCAAACCCACACUGGUCGCAAAGUAAAGGUGCUUCGCACUGAUCGAGGGGGAGAGUACUUGUCGACGGAAUUCAAGUCGCAUUUAGAUUUAAACGGUACGCAGCACCAACUCACAACGGCGUACACCCCUGAACAAAACGGUGUUGCUGAACGUUUAAAUCGAACUUUGAUUGAUCUUGUCCGCUCAAUGCUUUCUCAUAAACAGGUCAGUAAGCGAUUCUGGGCCGAGGCUCUUGCCACUUCAGUAUAUGUACGUAAUCGAGUUACUUCACGCGCUUUGCCCGUUAAUACAACUCCGCACCACAUUUGGAUGAAUUCCACUCCAAAUGUUGGCCAUACUGGAAGGUCAGCGGGGCAAAGGGAAAUCGAAGGACGGUUGAUGAGGUGA
Molecule: messenger RNA, 1944 nt
Organism: Chondrus crispus (carragheen)
Lineage: Eukaryota; Rhodophyta; Florideophyceae; Gigartinales; Gigartinaceae
Exons: 3
Coding region: 1-1944 (647 amino acids)
Biological process (GO): DNA integration
Molecular function (GO): nucleic acid binding
Source: RefSeq, a predicted model, not a curated record